AUGCCUUGUGAAGAAAAGUCUGAAAUCCCUUUUCCAGCUACUCAGCCUUCAAAUCUAAAGAAGCAAUGGAUCCCUAAAUAUGUAAAAAUAAGCUUAUGCCUUUUGUCUGCAUCCCUCUUAUUUGCUCUUUACAAAGGACCGGAAUUUUAUAUUCCUUCUUCUCUCUGGACUUCAGAGCAAAAAGCUCAUUUUGUCCUAAAUCACUUCCCUUUAAUUGAUGGUCAUAAUGACUUUCCUACUUUUAUUCGUGAAAAUUACGAUAAUAAGUUGGCUGACAGAGACCUUCACCAUGCUACUGGCCAUACGGAUAUCCAGCGCCUUAGAAGCGGCCACGUAGGUGGUCAAUUUUGGUCUGGGUUUGUUGAAUGCCCUUCACUGGCUCCAGAUAGCUUUCUUGCGUGGAACAGAUCUGGCGAACAUGAAGCUGUACAACAAACCUUGCAGCAACUUGAUAUAAUUAAGCGUAUGAUUGACAAAUACCCUCAAGACUUUUCCUUGACUACCAAGAGCAAUCAAGUAAAAUAUAACUUUUUACGGAAACGCAUUUCAGGAAUGAUUGGUAUUGAGGGUCUGCACCAAAUUGCUGGCAGCCCAUCUAUUUUACGACGUUACUAUGAAAUGGGAGUGCGAUAUGCUACGCUCGCCCACAACUGUGAUAACGUUUUUGCUGAUGCUGCUGUUGGCGGUAAGCAAGUCAAUGGUGGAUUGUCAGAAGCGGGACGAGCUUUGGUUCGUGAAAUGAAUCGUCUUGGCAUGAUGGCAGAUUUGUCCCAUGUAACGCCUGAAGUCAUGCAUCAAGCUUUAGAUAUUUCUUUAGCACCAGCUUUUUUUUCUCAUAGCUCUGCCAAAGCUAUUCACAACCAUCCAAGGAAUGUUCCGGAUGAUGUCCUUUCACGGGUCAAAGACACUGACGGCGUUGUGAUGGUAAACUUCUAUCCUAACUUUAUUAGUCCGACUCCCAGAAAUACCACUUUGGAGACCGUAGUUGAGCAUAUCCAACAUAUUGCUAAGGUGACAGGCUCUUAUCGUCAUAUAGGGCUCGGUGCCGAUUAUGAUGGCAUAGAAUUGGUCCCAAAAGGCCUCGAAGACGUCUCCAAGUACCCUGCUUUGUUUACCAGAUUAGCCGAUUUAGGACUUUCUAUAAAUGAUCUUAUAAACAUUGCAGGCGGUAAUGUUUUGCGCGUGUGGAAAGCCACUGAACAAGCAUCCCAUGAAAUACAUGAACCACUUCUUGAAUGGGAAGAUGAACUUGGCAAAUAA
Messenger RNA from Schizosaccharomyces osmophilus, 1260 nucleotides. It is a transcript of the gene dpe1, whose product is annotated as dipeptidyl peptidase. The record is from RefSeq and is a predicted model, not a curated record. Gene Ontology annotation, biological process: proteolysis. The transcript has 2 exons. Gene Ontology annotation, molecular function: metallodipeptidase activity. NCBI's taxonomy places the organism in Eukaryota, Fungi, Ascomycota, Schizosaccharomycetes, Schizosaccharomycetales, Schizosaccharomycetaceae. Bases 1 to 1260 code for a protein of 419 amino acids.